Molecule: messenger RNA, 988 nt
Organism: Erigeron canadensis
Lineage: Eukaryota; Viridiplantae; Streptophyta; Magnoliopsida; Asterales; Asteraceae
Product: B3 domain-containing protein REM5-like
Exons: 3
Coding region: 1-888 (295 amino acids)
Molecular function (GO): DNA binding
Source: RefSeq, a predicted model, not a curated record
AUGGGUUCUCGGCGGCCUCCUUCCUUCUUCAAAAUGUUGCUAGAUCCAUCUGCCCAUCACUUGCCAUUGCCACCUGAUUUUGUUUGCAUGCACUUAAAAAACAAAAUGCCAAAAGGCCCAAUAGUACUUCAGUGUGCAAAUGGAUGUCAUUUCUGGAGAUUAAAGAUAGAAAAGAUUGGAGAAAAUUACUGUUUUACAGAUGGAUGGAACAAUGUAGUUCAAGAUAAACUUUUGGGUUUUGGAGAUUUUCUUGUCAUUUGGUUUGCUAAUAGAUCCACUUUCAAAAUGUUGGUUUAUAAUCCAAAUGGUUGUGAAAAAGUUAUGCCCCCAAAAGAGCAUGUUGUGCCACCAAAAGAACAUGUUUUUGAUGAUGAUGAUGGUAAUGGUAAUAAUCAUGGUGAUGAUUAUGAUGAUGUUGAUGUUCUUGGUGAUGGUGAUCCUUCAUUUGUGUCAACAAUGUCUAAAACCCAUGAAAGAAGAUUGCGGCUUCCGGCACAUUUUACUGGGUUGCCUGGAAUAGACGCCCGGGGAGGAAGUCUGAUAGUGAAGAAUCUUAAGGGCAAAGAGUGGCCCAUGGGCUUGCGGUUGGAUAGAUCGUUUCAAUCAGAAAGGUACAUGUUGAGUACGGGAUGGCGUCAAUUUUUCCGAAGUAAUAAAUUAUCUUUAGGAGAUAAAUGUGUAUUCAAGUUCAUUAGAAGCCAAGGUAAGAUACUUCUAGCCAAAGUGACCAAGAAAAAAUGGUCAACAAGGCGGUCAAAAUCGUCCGAUGAAAGUGAAACUCCAAGGGCCAGUUGUGAUGCUGAUGCGACAAGUGAAGAUGACUAUGUAGAGGUGGUGAAAAGACCACGUCAAACGACACAACACAACUCUAUCGUUGUUUACUCUUGAAAAGUUUAGUUAAUGAGUUAGCGUAACGUGUAGCGUAUGGUUAAUUAUCACUAGGAAGGUAUUUAGUCAUGAAUAAUCUUGGUUGUAUGUACGCCAAACC